CACGCCUCUCUCUCCCUUUCAACCAUUUCAGUGAGAUUUCAGUCACUGUCUCCAUCCCCGCCGUUCCAAAACCCUAACCCGACCAGAAAUGGGUCGCGUAAUCCGAGCUCAGCGCAAGGGACCCGGAUCCGUAUUCAAGUCCCACACCCACCACCGCAAGGGCCCUGCCCGGUUCCGCAGCCUCGACUUCGGCGAGCGCAACGGCUACCUCAAGGGCGUCAUCACCGAGAUCAUCCACGACCCGGGCAGGGGCGCCCCGCUCGCCCGGGUCACGUUCCGCCACCCGUUCCGGUUCAAGCACCAGAAGGAGCUCUUCAUCGCGGCCGAAGGGAUGUACACGGGCCAGUUUGUGUUCUGCGGGAAGAAGGCUAAUCUGACGGUGGGAAAUGUGCUGCCGUUGCGGUCGAUUCCCGAGGGAGGGGUGGUUUGUAACGUGGAGCAUCAUGUGGGUGAUCGUGGGGUCCUGGCUAGGGCUUCUGGGGAUUAUGCUAUUGUUAUUAGCCACAAUCCUGAUAAUGAUACUUCCAGGAUCAAGCUUCCCUCAGGGGCAAAGAAGAUUGUGCCAAGUGGCUGCCGAGCUAUGAUAGGUCAAGUUGCCGGUGGAGGCAGGACAGAGAAGCCACUUCUGAAGGCAGGGAAUGCAUAUCACAAGUACAGAGUCAAGAGGAACUGCUGGCCCAAGGUUCGUGGUGUUGCUAUGAAUCCUGUGGAGCAUCCUCAUGGUGGUGGUAACCACCAGCACAUUGGCCACGCAAGUACAGUCCGUCGUGACGCCCCUCCAGGGCAGAAGGUUGGUCUCAUCGCCGCUAGGAGGACUGGUCGGCUCAGGGGACAAGCUGCUGCCACUGCUGCAAAAGCAGACAAGACUUAGAGUGUGUUACUGUCUGAGAUUUCGGUCCCUGGAUAUCUAGUGGUUCGAAGGUUAAUAAUUAAUGUUGGUUAUGUGGAACAUAUGCACUCAUUUCCCCACCUUUGUAGUGUUGAGACUCUCUUUGAUUCCUAGUAUUGUGGAACUUAAACCUAGUAUUGGAAUCGAGUUUUGUAUGCGUUUCAUGGA
Messenger RNA from Rhododendron vialii, 1057 nucleotides. Its product is annotated as large ribosomal subunit protein uL2z-like. NCBI's taxonomy places the organism in Eukaryota, Viridiplantae, Streptophyta, Magnoliopsida, Ericales, Ericaceae. Gene Ontology annotation, cellular component: ribosome; cytosolic large ribosomal subunit. The record is from RefSeq and is a predicted model, not a curated record. Gene Ontology annotation, biological process: cytoplasmic translation. Gene Ontology annotation, molecular function: structural constituent of ribosome; RNA binding. The transcript is spliced from 2 exons. Bases 89 to 871 code for a protein of 260 amino acids.